AACACUUGCGUCCUUUUGAAUAAUCAGGGAAGCAGAAGGUAGCUGGAGCAGCACAGACGAUUUACCUGAGAUAUUAAGAUGAGCGCAGACACGGUGGAGCAGUCGGACGCUCCAGCUGAACAGGCAGAGCGAAACGGAAUCGACUUCAAUCGACAAAUAAAGACGGAGGACAUCAACGACUCGCCUCAUUCAGUCGCCACACUGAAGACAUGUCACCUGACUCAGAGCUCUCCGGUGCAUGGAGGUCAGCUCACUGGGGAGCUCACCUCCCUCCACACCAUGCAGCAGCUGGUUCUGAUGCCACCUUCUCACUUGUCUGCUCCCUCCCCCUUCCUGCUCUCACAGAGUCCCUCCAGUCACCAAGCUCUUUUGCAGCAGAACCUGCUUUCCCUUCCUAGUCAGAGUCAAACUAGUCUUCUUCCACAUCAACCUGGACUGGCUCUGACUCCACAGGCGAUGAGUCGCUCUGGUUUGGCCGGACCUUCUAUGGAGACCCACAUGGACAUGUCCCACUUGCAGAUGCCCAAACACAUGUCAAUACCAACACAGGAAGAACCCAGCGAUCUGGAGGAACUGGAGCAGUUUGCCAAAGCAUUUAAACAAAGACGCAUCAAGCUGGGCUUCACUCAGGGAGAUGUGGGUCUUGCAAUGGGAAAACUGUACGGCAAUGAUUUCAGCCAGACCACAAUCUCUCGCUUCGAGGCGCUCAACCUCAGCUUCAAAAACAUGUGCAAGCUCAAACCUCUGCUUGAGAAAUGGCUGAGUGAUGCAGAAAACUCACCUUCUGACCCGAUAAGCAACUCCACCUCUCUGCCGCCGCUGAUAGAAGGCUAUGGACGCAAACGAAAAAAGAGGACAAGCAUUGAAACUAACAUCAAACUCACUCUGGAGAAACGUUUCCAUGAUAACCCCAAGCCUAACUCUGAGGAGAUAACCCUGAUCUCAGAGCAGCUGUCCAUGGAGAAAGAGGUGGUUCGAGUUUGGUUCUGUAAUCGCCGUCAGAAGGAGAAGAGGAUCUACUGCCCGGUGGCGAGUUUACCUGUCAAAUCUCACAGCUACAACUCCAGAAUGGCCUCAACAUCCAGAUCCUACAGCCCCCUGGCUUCAGGUGGAGUUUCAUCCAAUUCCUCCCCAAACAGUGUGAGUCGUGAAGCUUCUCCCAACAAUCUGUCCGCAGCCACGGCCUCUCUAACGUCUCAGGUCAACCCAGCUUCCUACAGCACACCAGGGUCCUGGUAUCGCACAUGGAAUCCUGCCACAUACCAUCACUGAGAAACACAAACUGUAUCAUAUGAAGCUUUUUAGGAUUGUUGUGUCUGACAGGAAUGUACAGUGAAAACAGAGUAGCACAAUGUCCCUGUUGUGAACGGGGUUACAACUACAGGCUAAACCUUAAAUGGACAUAACAAGACAAAGCAGCAGCACAAGCAGAGGACUGCGACACACCACAUUGCUGUCAACACUCAAUUCAUCGCUCAUGCAAGUCCCAACAGCCUCCAGCUGUUUGAUUUGUGAUCAUGUGACUCUUUAUUCUGUUGCACAGAUGAAGAACACACAGAAAAACUCAGUUUAGAAACACUGGUGGGAAAUCUUGUGUUCAAGCCUAUUUGAUUGUGGCUUUAACUGCCAAGACUCAAAUCAAUUAUUUGAAUGUUGACUCACUAAGAUGUUCCUUUUGCCAUCUUUCUGCGCAUUACAAAGACCCCAACUGUAGCUGUUAUUGUAUGUUUUUAUGUUAGUUAGUUAGUUAGUUAGUUAGUUGCACUGGUAAAUUUGAGGUGAUCCUUCGUUGCGUACUGCAGGCCUGUCUAAAUAAAUAUGCAGUCACAACAUGGGGAUUUGGUAGAAUUAUCGUUUACAUGUUAAUAACUGGUGAAGAAAGGCUCUUAUAUAUAUUUAUAUAUAUAGAGAGAGAGAGACAACAUCCCACUCACUGCAACUAUUAGGGACAGUUUGAUCAUUUUAGUUCUUACAACAUGGUUCUAAUCAUCAUCAUAUAACGAGUCAUGAUAACGUUGUUCAGGUAAAUGCUGAGAUUGUAAGACAUUGCUAUAAGAUAGGUGAAAAACUUUGUUAUUCGUUCAGAUUUGGAGGUAAAACUAAGCAUGAAUCCACCAAAAAUGUUGCAAAAUGCACAAAAACAUUGUGUAGUUUUAGGUAAGCAGUUUGUUUUUUCUUCCAAAUGGGUUUAUCUGAGUGGGAGGUUCCUUUUUUACCCAUCAGAUUGCAUUUUUCUUUGCCUUCUUUUAGCGAUGAUAUUGGAAUAACUUGAUGAAUGCUAUUUUAGUGCUAAAAGGAAUGAUUAAUAAAAAUUUUUUUUUAAAUAACCCAGGUAUUUUUGACAGUCUUGAACAAUUUCUGACAAAGUCUGAACUGAAAUUUGAGAUGACGGACGGAGUGGCUUGUUGUCAUUCAAAUGUCGUUGCCCACAGUCCUUUGUUUUCUAGCGUUGACUGUUUAACAGCCGUAACAGCCUCCUCCAGGCUGUGUCCCUCUGUCGCCAUGUCUUCUACAAUAUCUGCAUCCUUUGUAGCUUUGCUGAGGGGAUGAAUUGUACGGAUGAUAAUGUGGAGUUUCACUGUACAAGCAGAAAUAGCUGUGUGAAGAAUGGUUUACUUCUAUUCUUCAUACAUACAAACAGCGAUGGUGCAACAGGCUGCAGUUUAAUGUGACUUUUUCCAACUAUAAGCUUGAGGUUGAAAAAGGUUCAACUUUAUGCAAAUUGCCCUUUCUGUGCUGUAGCAAUGGUGUGGACUCAACCAAUCAUGCUUGUCUAGGAGAAAAAAUGUAAAAUUCAGUAUACACACUCCCAUCGCUCGAAUAAGAAUACAUGGACUCAGAAAAUGGCUGACCAAUCAUAGCUGAGGAUAUAAACUACCCUUGUUUUCUGUCACGGCUGCACAAACCUGGCCAAUCUCUGCAUAAAGUUACAAAGAAGUUACAAGUUGUAGCGCGCAGCCCUCAAAUUUAACCAUCUCACUGUCUAAAGAAGCAUUUUUUUAAAUACAGAAAUGCAAUAAAAUGCCUCCUGUGUGGAUCAUUUACUGCAGUUGUGGUUUUAAUCUGAAUGGUUCAACCUGGCUGUAAAAUUUAAGAUAAUUCAAAUUUUGGCAACGGUGGUUCAUGCAUGUGUUUUUACUGAUGACGUCCUGUCACUCAGCAGUGUAGAGAGAGGUUUUCUGUUGGGUUUUCAAAGGCCAGGUAAAAGAAUAAGCAUACAAAUCCCAUAAAAAGGCCCAAACUGUCUUUGGCUCACCUCUAAAAAAUGACCAGUAACCUCCUAAAAACAUUUCUGCAACAGGAGUAAAGUGUACAUUUCUUGGAGACUACUUUCAGCUGUGGAUGAAUAUACAUUUGUUGCACUUGUUUCCCAGCAGUUUCUAGAAGACAGUGAAGCUCAACAAGCUGGAUCAGACAACACUUGUUGGUGGAAUCUGUUUCUUGUUGGUUUUGGUAUUUUCAUAGGAUUUGUUCAUGAUUAGAAAAUAUAAAAUGACAUCAAACUUUUCCUUUAUUCUGGAAGUAUUGAACUCUGCAGGUCCAAGCCAGGGCUUCUGUUUACUUUGUACUUUAUUUCCUGCUGUGGGUUGUUGUUCUGUUUCCUAGAGAUACUCAUAAAUCUGCCUUUCAGUCCUACUUUGGUUUUGUUUGUUUGGUUGCUUAAAAGCCCCUUUUGAAAGCUUAAUUUGUACUUUGAGUGUAUAUUUUAUUUUAUUAUAAGAAAAUGUUUUGCUGUGGUACAAACCUCUGUUUUCAUCCAUCAAAUAAAACCAGCUGCUGUAACUAUGUUGUACAGAGUUACAGAAAGUACUUUUUGAAGUAAAGCGAGAAGUGGCAUUUUUACUGAUGGAACUGAAGCUCUGACAGUGAAAGUUGGCAGUGCUGUGUGAGUCUCAGGGAAUUAUUUGUCUUUACCUCCAACUCCACGGAACCUCAUUAACUUUCAUUUUCUGUUAUUAAACAGAGGAUGGCCAUGUAUGUCGUGGGUUCAGCUUUUCUUUCUUUUAAAAGAAGAUCAUGGAGAAAAAAACAAAAAAAACAUCAAAGCUCCCAUACAACAGACACAUUUCUUGCUCUGAAAUUUGCACGUAACUCAGCAUAUUUUCUCUGUAAAUAUCAUCUUGAAUAAAUGUUGUUUUAGAUCCUCA
Messenger RNA from Stegastes partitus (bicolor damselfish), 4148 nucleotides. It is a transcript of the gene pou2f3, whose product is annotated as POU class 2 homeobox 3. Lineage: Eukaryota; Metazoa; Chordata; Actinopteri; Pomacentridae. Gene Ontology annotation, biological process: regulation of transcription by RNA polymerase II. Gene Ontology annotation, cellular component: nucleus. Bases 79 to 1272 code for a protein of 397 amino acids. The transcript is spliced from 13 exons. The record is from RefSeq and is a predicted model, not a curated record. Gene Ontology annotation, molecular function: DNA-binding transcription factor activity, RNA polymerase II-specific; RNA polymerase II cis-regulatory region sequence-specific DNA binding.